CAGCGUUUUGCAGUGGUGGAGAAGAACGUGUACGUCAUUUUCACAAUGGCGGAGGCUGGGUGAGGAAGAGUGUGUGUGUGAGUGAAGCGGCGCCGUAAUCGUUAGAGCUACAUUGCCCGUAUUACGUGCACGGUGCCCGAAAAUGGCCCUGAACCCCAACGCGGUGGGGAAAAGGGACCCAGAUUGUGCCGAGACGGAUGAUAUCCAGCCGGAGGGUGGCGAGCCCCCGAAGAAAUCAGCCGCCACCUCGGCCACAGCCAACCAAAAUGGCGAUCAGCCUGGAUGUGGAGACGGUGUAAUGCCCGAACAAGAAGCCCCUGAGCGGCGGAGGAGCGUGCAGGCGGACGCCCGGAGCUUUAGCAGCUCUCCUUUGCCGGGCCAGAGACCGAGCGAAGAGCUGCCACGGAGAAAUUUCCAAAUCCCGAGGAAGAUAAGAGAACGGAAAGGCUUGUACCAGUUUCUUCCCCCUGACAGCCGGGAGUUUAAGGACCUUGUGAAGAUUGUGUCGUCGUUUUACUUGGACGCAUCAUCGCGAGGAACCUUCUCCUACUGCAAAGCCAGGCUCAUACACAAUGAGCUGCUGGAGAAGGAGUUCAUCGAGAAGCGGCGAGAGAUGAAGCAGGACGGGCGAACCGAACAAGAACUAAAUGAGAUGUACUGUUUUCUUUAUCCAGACAAAUCCAAGCUCCAGUGGAUCUGUGAGAAGGGUCUGUCGGUCGGACACUCCAGGAUUACGACACUAGGAAAUCCAUCAGUGGGUGUUUAUCUCUCCAAAUAUUCUGAUUUGUUACAAAUCAAUCCCUUUGAAGUGGGCUCGUCUGGAGACAUGAUCAUUUUUAAAGUUAUGCGGGGCCGAAUAAAGCACAUCCAUGAGAACAUGCCUAAGAAUACUAUAGAGCCUACACCCAAGUUCGAUUGUCACUUGUCCAAAAGUGCCAAUAGGGUUACGUCUUUGCUGUCUUACAGGGCUUUUGAGCUCACGCAGCAAUAUUUCUUCGAGUUUGCUUUUGAUGAGAUCAAGGCACGACCCAGGCACGUCUGCCCCUACGCUGUGGUUUCCUUUCAGUACAAAGGCAAGGAAGCUGCAGCAACUCCUAUGACUGCACACAGGUUUAACACUAUUUCCCCUGAAGGAAGCAAAGGGAAAAGCUGCUACACUGUGUGGAGUGGUCCACUAGUGAACAAGGGUCAAGAGUUAUUCCCAGUCUGUUUACGAUCCUCCUCACGCCCUUACCUUCCUUUCAAACUGCCUGAGAAGUUGGAGGUUAACCGGGGCAUGCAGUUGGAGCAGGUGAAGCGAAAGAUUCCCUCUGUGCUCUUUUCUUGGGACACGUACAGUGCGUCACGGGAAGUGAUGAAGUGUGGGAUGUCCUGCAGCCUGUUUGAGGUGGUGGAUGGAAAAGGCAAACCAACCAGCGGCACCUUAGCAGCACUGAUCCACAAACUGGAGAGGGACAGGAUGGUGCUGGUGAAGUCCUUGUUUGACAGAGGCUUUCUUUUCCUGCUGUCCUCAGCUCAGAUGAUUGAGUCCAAAGAGCGGCGGGGGCGGGUGGAGAAGAACCUGCAAGCAUUAUUCAUCUUUCAGGAGUCAAGGAUGGUUGUUAAGUAUUCAUCAAGACUGUUCGAGCCAGAGCCGCUGACGGUGGAGCCUCAGCCUGCUAUCCAGUCCUGCAUGGAGCCCUUCAUCCCUGCUCUGCACUACGCCUUGUUUAAGCUGCGCCCAAACCCAGGCAAGGACUUGAGCUCUGGGGUGGAGCGUCAGGCCACAGAUUACCUAACUCGAAUGGAUUCGGGCACGGUACGGCCAUUCAUUCUGCCCGACUACAAAUAUAAUGUGGACGAAAGGACCAACCCGCUCCCAGUGCCCAGACCGAAAUUUAACAUGGAUUCUGUACUGCGGUCUUACGUCCACAACCCUGUCAACUAUAUUUUACCUCUGAACAAGGCGAAGGACGUCAUUGAAAGAAUACGGAACCCCGUACCCGUCACCACACCUGCACCGGCCCCAGUGGAAUACAGCCCCGUUUCUGACUGGGGCGGCUCGGACAGGGGUUCAGACAGGGCAGAGAGACCUGCAGAAAGGCUGCCCCAAGAGAGGCCAGCUUCAGAGAGGCCAGCUUCAGAGAGGCCAGCUUCAGAGAGGCCACCUCCAGAGAGGCCACCUCCAGAGAGGCCAGCUCCAGAGAGGCCAGCUCCAGAGAGGCCAGCUCCAGAGAGGCCAGCACAGGAGAAGCCACCUCCAGACAGCAGCAGACGGAGGCCUGGGUUGACUCACUCUAACGGGGCCCAGUCGCAGCACAAGUCUCAGACUGAGUCACAGCCUCAGCCCCCUCAGAGGUUGCGGCUGUCCCAGAACGAGUAUGAUAAAGACAAGAUGAAACAGUUACUAAAGCUGAUCCAGCUCCAUAAAAAGGCACUAGUGAAGGAUCCUGGGAAGGAAAGGGGAGAAGAUGGCGCUUGGGACGCCAACAGUCUAAAAAGAAAGUUUGAGGGAGACGAGAGGACGGGCAUGAACAAACACCAACGCACAGAUCCGCUCAGCAACGGGGAACCCAGUAGAGGAACCCAAGCAGAUGAGAUGGGAGAUGAGGGUGGACAGAGUGACAAUCUGGCAGCAGUGAUGGAAAGCAUGGGCAUCUACGACACUGACCUGAGGGCUCGUGGCAACACCAACGCCUCCGCAGUCAACGAGACCCAACGUCUUCUCAAAAUCCUCCUGGCUACUCUCAACAAGGCCGUCGCUCAGGGUUCAAUGUCUGUGCAGUCGAAUCAUGGCGAACCGUCGUCGGGGUCAGGAGCGGUGGAGCCUGUCUUCCAUGAUCCAGAUCUCCGAAAAGAAAAUGAGCCAGCAUCACAAACAAACUACACAGAGGAGGACAUGGACUGCAGCCCUGGCAGUCCACUCAGCGCAGGCUCCCCACCAGAGGAAGCUCACACCUCAGACGACCCGACCUGGGUUAACCCCAUCAAUGAAGAUAAAGCACAGCCCUUUCCUGAGCCAAAGCCCGAGCCGGAGUCUGAGACGGUGCCAGUGCCGGAGGCCGUGACAGUGACAGACAGCCACCCAGAGGCGAAGACGCCCACAGCCCUGGAAGUAAAAAAGGUGGCUGCAACACCCACGUUACCGGUCGUAGAGGAAGUUCCCUUCAGGCCCUCAAUCAGCCUGGACACCAUACUCAACCAGGAAAUUCACAGUCUUACCUCUGACAUUAAAAACAUCAUGCAGACUCACCACAUGUGCUAUACAUCGCAGCUACCCCCGCGGUUGCCUCCACGCCACUGCUGGCUGCCCAACAGCUGCUUCUCAGACUUUGUUGUACCCUACGUCACCCCUGUCCCCAUUCAGGGACAUGUCAAAGCACUGUGUGAGAAGAUGGACAAGUUGAUCCCAUCCCCACCUGCUCCCUCCAAGGUCACUUCACCACCUCCCUCAGUGACAACAUCUAAUCUUACAACACCACCCCCCACCCCCAUCCAGACUUCUAAAACUAAAGCAGAGCCCUCUCUGUCAAAGAGCACCACCUCCUCUCAGAGUAGUAAAAUGGUCUCUGUCAAGGACACGGCAUCCACUAAGGCUAAAACGGAAGGCCAGUCAACAGAGUUGGGCGGAGAGAUCUAUUCUCCCUCUCAAGUCACACCAAGCUCUCCAGAGGGCAACUUCCAAAACCCAGGCCGUGCUUCUGGGAGCGGGUCUGGCCUGCUCGCUGGCAGCCUAAUUGGUCAACUGAAGCCUGAGGUUUUCAGCAGCCUGGUGGAGAUUUUUAAGGACGUCACGAAGAACACCGUCAAAUUCUACAUCUACUCCGGGGAAGAGGGGGAGGAGAGCACUGUCUGCAAGGAGAUUAAGGGAUACUUGAAAAGUCUUGGCAACAGCGAGUGCAGCCCGCAGACGUUCCUAGAAAACAGCAGCAGUUUAGAUAAGCUCCUCAUCAUCAUUCAGAACGAGGACAUCGCCGCACACGUGCACAAGAUCCCGGCUCUGGUGUCUUUGAAGAAGUUGCCUUCAGUGAGCUUUGCUGGAGUGGACACUCUGGACGACGUCAAGAACCACACUUAUAAUGAGCUGUUUGUGUCUGGAGGCUUCAUGGUGUCUGAUGAAUUUGUCCUCAACCCUGACCUCAUCACACAAGAUCGGUUACAAGGACUGCUGAAGUUCUUGGAGGAGCAGAGCACCCCUGAACACCCCUGGCAGUGGAAGGUACACUGCAAGUCCCAGAAGAAGCUUAAAGAACUGGGGAGGUUAAACACCAACGCUAUGGGGCUGCUGAACCUCCUUACAGCCUAUCAGAAGAAGCACCUAGUCGAGUUUCUCCCGUAUCACGAGUGUGACACCCAGUCACGUCAGGCGCCAGAUCUGGAAUGCCUGAUCAAGCUCCAAGCUCAGCACACGCAACAGCGGCACCUUAUCUUCCUCACAGAGAGGCCAUUCGAGAUGUUCCUGCAGUACUCCAGAAAUGGAAUAGUAAUCGGGAGCAUUGACGAUGUUAUGAGCGGUUUCCACAGUCUGAUUGGCUCCAUCAAUCAAAACGAGCUUCCAACACCGCCCUCUACUGUAGUGAAUGAUGAGUGUGUGGAAGAGGAGGACAUGUCAUUAGACUCUGAUGAUGGUGAGCCAGCCACCAUAUCGGAUCCCUCAGAGCAGAACCGGGAAAUUGAUAAGAGGAAUCCUCCACAACCGCCUCCACCAGACAUGGACGAGUUUCGUCCUCCACUCCCAGAGCAGCAGGCAACCCCUGAAAGAACUCCAACGCUGUCUGACUACAGCGCUCUCAAAACCGCCAUCUCUCAGUUCAAAGCCACCAACCAGAUGGGUUUAGGCACUUCAGACAUUGGCAGUUUGUCGCCGGGAGGUUUUCCAGUGAAUCCACAUCAAAGCUUCCUGUGUCCCUCAGCCUCAUGGUCAUCCUACACUGGCUCCUCUAGUUAUGCAGCCUCCCCGGCCUAUCCUGCCUCGCCCUGCAGCAGCACCCACGAACAGGAAUACCGCCCUCCAGCCACAGCGUCUGCCACAGUCCCAACCCCACCUGUCAUGGCCACACCAGGACCUCUAGCCAAUUUGGCUUCCCUCCCUUUAGAGGUUAAACCUCCCCCUCCACCUCACCUCAUGAUGCUGGGUCACACAUAUGGCUCGGACACUGGAGGAGCUGGGGCUGCUGGGAACUCCCCGCUCACCACUUCCCUCCCCUACACAGACCACACUGACUCAGCCCAGCCUGGUUACAUGGCUGGCAUUCCUAAAAAUGCUAGUGGGACCCCCAUGCAACACGACAGGACACUAAGUGGACCUGGGGACAGUAUAUGGGGGACAGCAGGGGCCACUACUUGUGAGACUGCUAACAACAAGGGUGUCGUCAUGUCUGGCCCAGUGGACCCAAGUGGGCUUCCUAAGACUGGGGAGCCCCUCGGAGGUUGCACCCCUGGUAGUCAGGGGGGCAGGACUCAGGUGAAUUGCACUGACAAGCUUGGUGAUACUGUGGGCAUUCCUGCAGUAGCCACCAGGGGGGGCUCAGUUGUCAGACCUAAGCUGCCUCCUCAUCCAAUGUGUGGUAUGGGCUAUGGUGGCAUCCCUGGACAGAUGGAUCAUGGGCCAAUGCGGGGUGGUAUGGGUCCUGGUUCUUUAGGGAGCUAUCGAGGGAGAGGAGUCCCCCCAAUAGGACUUUGGCCUCGGCCAGGACGAGGACAUGAUCGGGGCGGUGGGACUGGAGGUGGACCUUGCUCUUGGGGUUACCCAGCAGGCAGGGGUGGGCCACAGGAUUACUACUCGGACUACACAUACUCUCACAAUUAUGCCCCUGAAUAGACAAUCAACAUAAACCAAGGGGCAACACAAACGCCAUACUCCAGAGACUAUUAGAGCUGGCUGAAUGUAUAUAUUUCCUUGUCAAAACACCUUGAUUGAAAUCAUAAAUAAGGAUCCUGGUUUUCUACAUUAAUAAAAAUUGAUACAGGCAGUGCCGAGUGUCCUACUGUCGUGUAAACUGUAUGUACACUCUUUCCAUGUGAGCUGUUUGAGACCCUGUUCAAACCACUAUAUUUAUAUUUGCCAAGAAAUGUCAAUGGCCUUCCAGCUUCUCGGAAAUUUGUCAUGUUAUUUCUGUUUGUCCGGUUUUGAAACAGUUUGUGAACAAGGGGAAAGGCUGAUAUUUUUUUAAGGAAAAAAAAAACUAGUGAAUCGAAUUUCACUUUUGCUGUUGGUUUUCUUUUUAUUUUAUUUUUUAUUUUACAUAUUUGGUUGUCCUAAAUUCUAUUAAAAUAAAACAUUUCAAAUCUUUGUUUGUGUGACCAGUUUGAUGACAGUGUCAAACAAACUAUUAAAAAUAUAAAUCAUUUAA
Messenger RNA from Larimichthys crocea (large yellow croaker), 6332 nucleotides. RefSeq names its product transcription activation suppressor b (gene tasorb). Lineage: Eukaryota; Metazoa; Chordata; Actinopteri; Sciaenidae. Gene Ontology annotation, cellular component: heterochromatin; nucleoplasm. The record is from RefSeq and is a predicted model, not a curated record. Gene Ontology annotation, biological process: negative regulation of gene expression, epigenetic; protein localization to heterochromatin. Bases 143 to 5800 code for a protein of 1885 amino acids. The transcript is spliced from 23 exons. Gene Ontology annotation, molecular function: chromatin binding.